GGCACUGCUGUUUGGCUGAUAUUGGGUUGUGUAUUAGAAUCUGUGUGCUGCUGUUGUCCGUUACUGCUGUUUACCUCAGUAAACCCUCUUUAACACGUUUAAUCUUCUCACGGUUUCUCUUUUUAGUGUAACAUAAAUCUUCAGAGCUGAAGUUGCCUUGGUAAAGUUCGUUUUUUCCCACCCCACCCUUUGAUUUAUUAUUCUUUCAAAAAUUCUUCGUUGUCAAGCCGCCAAAGUGGAGAGUGUGAUUGCAGAAGGGGGUUCUUCUCGUUUCAGCCUACAAUGGAGAAAGGGGAUAGACGAGUGAUAGUGCAGAAAUGAAAAUUGAGUGUCCCAAUAUGGCAAGCUGCAGCAGAGCGCCUGCGACAACCAAGAUCUUGGAAAAAAGAGUAAAGAAAGACCAUGUCAGCUAAUGCUUCUUCAGGUGGAGGAGAAGGUAGGGGUGCACCUCAGCACUAUCCCAAAACUGUCGGCAGCAGUGAGUACCUGGGGAACACCCCAGGGCCUAGCGUUCAGAAAUGGGUUCCUUCAAGAAGCACUAGACGAGAUGUCAACUCCUCUGAUGAGAAAGAGCACCAGGAUGCAAUAUUUAGGAAAGUAAGAGGGAUACUUAAUAAACUGACCCCUGAAAAGUUUGACAAGCUAUGCCUUGAGCUCCUCAACGUGGGCGUAGAUUCAAAGCUCGUCCUGAAAGGAAUCAUCUUGCUGAUCGUAGACAAAGCCCUAGAAGAGCCAAAAUACAGCUCACUGUAUGCUCAGCUAUGUCUGCGUUUGGCAGAGGAUGCACCAAACUUUGACGGUCCAUGGCCUGAGAUUCAAGCAACACAAAAGCAAAGUACAACUUUUAGAAGACUUCUGAUUUCCAAACUCCAAGAUGAAUUUGAAAACCGCACCAAAAAUGUUGAUAUCUACGACAAAAAAGACAGCCCUCUUACAUCUGAGGAAGAGGAGCAACGUACCAUCGCCAAACUUAAAAUGCUUGGCAACAUUAAAUUUAUUGGGGAACUGGGUAAACUUGAUCUCAUCCAUGAAUCUAUCCUUCAUAAGUGCAUCAAAACACUUUUGGAAAAAAAGAAGAGGAUCCAGCUUAAGGAUAUGGGGGAGGAUCUGGAGUGCCUCUGUCAGAUAAUGAGAACUGUGGGUCCUAGACUUGAUCAUGAAAAAGCCAAGUCUUUGAUGGCUCAGUAUUUUGGCCGUAUGCGAUCCUUAAUGAACAACAAGGACUUGCCAGCCAGGAUUCGUUUCCUACUCCAAGACACAGUGGAGCUGCGAGAGAACAAUUGGGUUCCUCGCAAAGCUUUCAUCGACAACGGACCAAAGACAAUUAACCAGAUUCAUCAGGAUGCAGUGAAGGGCUUGGGUGUCUUCAUUCCACCCAUGAACCAGGAAAUGAGAAUGGACUUCUUUCUGGAAGGGCCCUUUAUGCCACCCAGAAUGAAAUUGGAUCGAGAAACUCUUGGAGGAUUGGCGGACAUGUUUGGGCAGAUGCCAGGCUGUGGAAUAGGCACUGGACCAGGAGUAAUCCAGGACAGGUUUUCUCCCACUCUGGGACGUCAUCGUACAAACCCACUUUUUAAUGGCAACGUGGCUACUGCAGCUCUUUCUCAGUUUGAUAUGGCUAUUAGGCCUUUCAUGAAACCUAACCAGGUACAGAAUCAGCAUUUUCACAACCAAAACCUGAUCCAUGCCCUCCAGCAGCAAGUUCAAUCCAAUGACAUGCAAUCACGCUUCAAGAAGGGGCAGCUUAAUGCAGAUGAGAUCAGUUUGAGACCAGCUCAGUCAUUCAUGCUGAUUAAAAACCAAGUGUCAAAGCUUCAGCCUCAGAUUCCCAUCAUGAUUCCACCCAGUGCUCAGCUUCCACGUACUCAGACACCCCCACUUGGACAGCCUCCACAGCUGGGUCUAAAAACAAAUCCUCCACUGAUUCAGGAGAAACCUCAAAAGAUUAGUAAGAAACCUGCACCUACUAAAGAGGAGCUGCUCAAAAUGACAAAAACCAUAAUAGAGGAAUACCUGAACAGUACGAACUUGGAGGAUUCAGUCACUGGUGUUCGAGAGAUGAAGGCUCCUAAACACUUCCUGCCAGAAAUGUUAAGGACGAUUAUCCUGUGCUCUCUGGAUCGCUCUGAUGAGGAUAAGGAGCAGGUCAGCACACUGAUUCACACCCUGCGCACAGAGGGAAUCGUCAGUGGAGAGAAUUUCAUGCAGGCUCUGCUUAGUGUGCUUGAUCAGUGUCCUAAGAUUGAGGUGGACAUGCCUUUGGUGAAGUCUUAUUUGGCACAGUUUGCAGCACGGGCUGUCAUUGCGGAAAUAGUCAGCAUUGCAGAGUUGGCCCACCCUCUGGAAAAUGGCAACCACUUCCCCCUUUUUUUGCUUUGCCUACAACAAGUGUCCAAGUUAAAGGACCGUGAGUGGCUCACUGAACACUUCCAGCAGAGCAAGGUCAACAUGCAAAAGAUGCUGCCAGAAAUUGACCAGAAUAAAGACCGUAUGUUGGAGAUUCUGGAGGGUAAGGGUCUGAGCUUUCUCUUCCCCCUCAUGAAGCUCGAGAAAGAGCUCCUGAAGCAGAUCAAAGCAGACCCAGCCCCCCAGAGCAUUUACAAGUGGAUCAAGGACAACAUCUCACCAAAACUCCAAACAGACAAGGGCUUCAUCAACAUUCUAAUGACCAGUUUCCUGCAGUAUAUCUCAGCCGAGCUCUGUCUGUCUGAGGGCGAUGAGCAUCUGUCUGCCCCUACUAAAGAACAGCUGGAACAGGAAAAGCAGCUGCUGCUGUCCUUCAAGCCAGUCAUGCAGAAGUUUCUCCACGACCAUGCUGACUUGCAAGUCAGUGCCCUGUAUGCUCUACAGGUUCACUGCAAUACAUAUGCCUUCCCCAAAGGCAUGUUGCUGCGUUAUUUUGUAAACUUUUAUGACAUGGAGAUCGUUGAAGAAGAUGCUUUUCUCGCCUGGAAAGAAGAUAUUACCCAAGAGUUUCCUGGAAAAGGAAAAGCUUUAUUCCAGGUGAAUCAGUGGCUGACCUGGUUGGAAACGGCUGAAGAAGAGGAGUCAGAGGAGGAGAAUGACUGAGGGAGAAUUCAACUGUCUUCUAGAGCUGUUUGGAUAUUUCAUUGUAACACAUGCUUAGUUACUUCCACUAAACAUUAUACUGUUUAAGUGUCCAUUAAGCAUCUACAAGACUAUAAAUUAUCAUCAAAAUGAUUUGUCUUUGCUAGCACAGCAAAACUAGUUAUGUUUGGUUUAAUUAGAUACAUUUUGGCUUCUUGGUAAUAAUCUACAUGAGUCUUAGAUUUGACAGAAUAAAUGUCGUUGUGAUUUGGGUGUAAAGAAAUGGUGAAGUACAAAUUGUUUUUCAAAUGUACUUUUUUAGCCAAGUGUAGCUAACAAGUAAUCGCAAGUCUUUUAGUCAAAAUAAUUUCCACGAAUACAUUUCCAGAUGCUUAACACAUUAGAACCUACUAAUGUUGUUAUUUAGUAAAGGGGUUCAUGAUUUUAUUAUGAUUAGAAAUACUCACUCAAAUCAUUCUAAACUUUUAAAAGGAAUAGUAUUUUAAUAACCGAAUAGCAAAAUAAUCUGAAGUAUCAAGAAUUAACAAUGAGAAACAUGGAUUUAAGGUUUUACGGUUGUGGAUUGUGCACAGCUGUUAAAAUGCACAAUUUUUAACAUGAUGUACUGUAAUCAAUGUACUGUUUUUUGUCAGAAUCAUAAAAAUAUACUAUUUAAUUCUAUUCUAUAUUGACCCAAUUUUUAGUUAUCUAACAUUUGCCUAACAAAUAACUUUGACUUAACAUGACCUAAAUAAAAUUCUUUCUUAACAUGAAUUAGCUUUUAAAUACAUAAUUUAAAGUAUUUUAUUACUUUUUUUAUACACACAAAGUAUACUUAAUGGGUUCUCAGUGCAUUUUUCAUUCAGGCUACAGUUAAUCUUUUGCAAAUCUAGUUUAAUAUAUAGACUUAAGCUUAUAACAUUUUAACUUUUGGGAUUUGACUCAGUUAAGUACAUUUAAAUAGCUUAUUAACACAAGCAAAUAACUAAAUAGCUAUGAAUUCUUUAAAAUAAACAACAAAUAUUAAUACACAAGUAGAUUUAUUUCUCAUUUAUAUAAAUAUGCAAUAUGUAAUACCAGAACACCUUUAAAUUUAAGGUGAGGCUUGUAAAACUAUGUUAGUCUAAAUGAGUAGCCAGAUAGUGAGCUUGCUUUCUAAGGCUUUUGCAUUCUGAUAUAUUCUGUCUUUUAAUCCUGCACAGAACAUUGACUAACUGUUCUAAAAAGAAACAUAGUUGUGGAUAAAGGAUGCUGCUGUAUGGCUCCGUUUAUUUAUUAGUGAAAUUUUACAUCACAAUAUCUGAUGCUUAUUGUAAGAACUGAACGUGGUUAGAAGUAAAGUGUGAGAGCAUGUAUUUUGACUAAAGGACAUCAGAUUACUUGUUGGCUACAUUAGUUUUGUAGGAAUUAAGCAAAUGUUUGACAUUAAUCAUUUUGGUUUGUUCCCUACAUGGGUGGUAAAUAGAGAAUUCUGUGUGUUGCUUAACUGUUUUUUUUAAAUCAAGGCUUUUUAAUCUUAUUUGCAGUAGGCUUAUUUUAACUAAGCAGGGGUUACAGCUGUUUAACCUGCAUUGUAAGGACCCAGAUUCACUGAUUGAACAUGUGGAAUCCUGUAGCUCCUGCAAUAUUGAUAAAAAUUGACACAAUGCUUUAAUCUUGGUUUCAACAAAUGCUUUUUUAUUAAUGUAGAUGGUUAAAUGUUUAUAUACAUUAGCGACACAUUAAUAAGCAAGCAUUAAUCAGACAACUGCAAUCAUUGGUUCUGUCCAGCAUUUACCUAGCAUUUGUUCUUCUGCUUUCUGAAUUGACAUGGCUUUUAAAAGCACUAAAGCUAACAUUAUCUAUAGAAAUAAACUGAUAACAGAGAAUAUCGCACACAACACGUGUUGUCAAGACUUGGCGCUUUAGUGCUUUGCAGAAACCUUGCAUAGAAUUACCUUAGUUUUAGUAUUGCAGAUGUAAUUGUUUAAACAAAAAUCCAACAUGAGUAUUGCAAGUAUUUUAAUACACAGUUGAACUAUAUGAAAUAAUUAAAUUUAUAUUAAAAGAAUACAUAUUCUGUUAAAUACUCUAAAGUAAAAAGGCUUUUGCCCUUGUCAUUAGGCAGUGCUCAGCAGCCUAACUGACAAGAGUUGUACUUUUUUUUCUGAGUUGCAUGGAUGUUUCUUUACUGAUGCCCAUGUAUAAGAAUAAAUAACUCAAUCACUGGACAGUUUGUUUAGUGUUUUGUGCUAAACAAUUAUUGUUAUACUUUCAAUAAACAAAAUUAGUCACCA
Molecule: messenger RNA, 5324 nt
Organism: Trichomycterus rosablanca
Lineage: Eukaryota; Metazoa; Chordata; Actinopteri; Siluriformes; Trichomycteridae
Gene: eif4g2b
Product: eukaryotic translation initiation factor 4, gamma 2b
Exons: 22
Coding region: 403-3069 (888 amino acids)
Cellular component (GO): eukaryotic translation initiation factor 4F complex
Molecular function (GO): mRNA binding; translation initiation factor activity; protein binding
Source: RefSeq, a predicted model, not a curated record